Pan troglodytes (chimpanzee) is the source of this 2376-nucleotide messenger RNA. RefSeq names its product decapping mRNA 1B (gene DCP1B). The record is from RefSeq and is a predicted model, not a curated record. Lineage: Eukaryota; Metazoa; Chordata; Mammalia; Primates; Hominidae. Gene Ontology annotation, cellular component: P-body. The transcript is spliced from 9 exons. Gene Ontology annotation, biological process: deadenylation-independent decapping of nuclear-transcribed mRNA; deadenylation-dependent decapping of nuclear-transcribed mRNA; positive regulation of catalytic activity. Bases 475 to 2223 code for a protein of 582 amino acids. Gene Ontology annotation, molecular function: mRNA binding; enzyme activator activity.
GUGCCUAUGUCUGGGAGGGAGGGAAGAUGGCAGCCGUGGCGGCAGGCGGCCUGGUGGGAAAGGGGCGCGACAUCAGCCUAGCGGCCCUGCAGCGCCACGACCCCUAUAUCAACCGCAUCGUGGACGUGGCCAGCCAGGUGGCUCUGUACACCUUCGGCCAUCGGGCCAACGAGUGGGUGCGUGCGGACGCGGCGGAGCAGUGCAGCCCAGGGUUGGGGUGGAGGCGGGGGGCGUCAGACUCAGGACUUGAGGACCCGGUGAGGGGGAGGAGACGUUGACGCCCUGGAAGUGGGUGGAUCUGGGGACUGAGGCCGAAGUUGUGGAGAUGGGGUCUCGGGGGUUUGGGGGAAGGAAGGCGGAUCUGUGGAGCUACCUGGAGUUGGGGAAAAGACUUAAAUGUCUAACGUACCCAACGCUGGGAGACCAGACCGAUCGGGUACCGCACCAUAAGAGCCGAAGGAAAGGAAGGACCUGAUGCCUUAUGGCCGGAAGACCGAUGUGCUCGAGAAAGAAAAAACUGAUGUGGAAGGAACCUUAUUUGUUUAUACAAGGUCUGCUUCUCCAAAGCACGGAUUCACCAUUAUGAAUAGGCUGAGCAUGGAAAAUAGGACAGAACCUAUUACUAAAGACUUGGAUUUCCAACUCCAGGACCCUUUCCUUCUCUACAGAAAUGCCAGAUUGUCCAUCUAUGGAAUUUGGUUUUAUGAUAAGGAAGAAUGCCAAAGAAUUGCAGAGCUUAUGAAAAACCUAACUCAGUAUGAACAGUUGAAAGCCCAUCAGGGAACUGGAGCAGGAAUUUCCCCAAUGAUCCUCAAUUCAGGAGAGGGCAAAGAAGUAGACAUUUUACGAAUGCUCAUCAAGGCCAAAGACGAAUACACAAAGUGUAAAACCUGUUCUGAGCCAAAAAAGAUAACCAGUUCCUCUGCCAUCUAUGACAAUCCAAAUCUCAUCAAACCAAUUCCAGUGAAACCCAGUGAAAACCAGCAACAGCAUAUACCUCAGCCCAACCAGACCUUAGACCCUGAACCCCAACACUUAUCUUUGACAGCUCUGUUUGGGAAGCAGGACAAAGCUACAUGUCAGGAAACUGUGGAGCCUCCGCAGACUCUCCACCAGCAGCAGCAGCAGCAGCAGCAGCAGCAGCAGCAGCAAGAGAAGCUUCCAAUUAGGCAGGGGGUUGUACGCUCCCUGUCCUAUGAGGAACCCAGAAGACACUCACCCCCCAUUGAGAAGCAGCUCUGUCCAGCCAUUCAGAAACUCAUGGUCAGGAGCGGAGACCUCCACCCAUUGUCAGAGCUGCCUGAAAACCGGCCUUGUGAAAAUGGCAGCACCCAUUCUGCGGGAGAAUUUUUUACAGGACCUGUCCAGCCAGGGUCUCCUCACAACAUUGGAACUUCUCGUGGUGUACAAAAUGCUUCCAGAACUCAGAACCUGUUCGAGAAACUUCAGAGUACCCCAGGGGCAGCAAACAAGUGUGACCCUAGUACACCAGCACCUGCCAGCUCAGCUGCCCUGAACCGCAGCAGAGCUCCCACUUCUGUCACCCCUGUGGCUCCAGGAAAGGGUCUGGCUCAGCCACCACAGGCCUAUUUCAAUGGCUCCCUUCCACCUCAGACAGUAGGACAUCAGGCUCAUGGAAGAGAACAGUCCACACUCCCAAGACAAACACUCCCCAUCUCUGCUAGUCAGACUGGCAGCUCUGGAGUGAUCUCCCCUCAAGAGUUACUGAAGAAGCUUCAGAUUGUACAGCAGGAGCAGCAGCUGCAUGCCUCUAACCGGCCAGCCUUGGCCGCUAAGUUUCCUGUGCUCGCUCAGAGCUCUGGAACAGGGAAACCCUUGGAAUCCUGGAUCAACAAGACAUCCAACACAGAACAGCAGACUCCUCUUUUCCAGGUCAUCUCACCUCAGCGCAUCCCUGCUACAGCAGCUCCGUCUCUGCUUAUGUCCCCCAUGGUGUUCGCACAACCCACCUCCGUCCCGCCAAAGGAAAGGGAGAGCGGCCUCUUGCCUGUGGGAGGCCAGGAGCCACCUGCUGCUGCCACCAGCCUCCUCCUGCCCAUACAGAGCCCGGAGCCCUCCGUGAUCACCAGCAGCCCACUCACCAAGCUCCAGCUCCAGGAGGCACUGCUGUACCUCAUUCAGAAUGAUGACAACUUCUUAAAUAUAAUCUAUGAAGCCUAUCUCUUCAGCAUGACUCAAGCAGCCAUGAAAAAGACUAUGUGACAGCAAGGCCUUUUAAAACUGAUUUUCAAGGUCCUUCUAGAACUCCGGCACAAGGUUCUUUCAUGUUGAGUGUUGUUUCCUUCAAUGUUUCUGCCUUUUAAAAAAAAAAAGUAUGUGUAAUAUGAAGUAAAAUGUUUCAGACUUUUUUUUAUA